GUUGGUGACUGACUGCUCUUCCCGAGUCGCGACGAUUGACGGAUCGGAUCGAGGAUGAUUUUCCUGGAGAAUUGAAGAUCUGCUACCAUUUUCUCAGGAAUCGAACGAACUUCUCCUUGCUCUCGCGUCAAAUGGAUCUUACCUUCCAGCACAAGUUCAUCAAAGUGAACGGAAUCAACAUGCACUUCGCCGAGAAAAGCCCAUCCCCCGCCGCCGCCGGUGAAGGCGAUUUCGGCGGGAUUCGCGGCCCUCCGGUGAUCCUCUUCAUCCACGGAUUCCCCGAGCUCUGGUACUCGUGGAGGCAUCAGAUGACGGCGUUAUCGGCGUUGGGAUACCGUACGAUUGCGCCGGACCUCCGCGGCUAUGGUGACACCGACGCGCCGGAGAGCGUGGGAGCGUACACAGGUCUUCACGUAGUCGGAGAUUUGAUUGGGCUGAUCGACGCCAUCGUCGGGGAACGGGAGAAAGUGUUCGUAGUGGGACACGAUUGGGGAGCAAUCAUCGCAUGGCAGCUAUGCCUCCUCCGACCGGAUAGGGUUAGGGCACUGGUGAACAUGAGCGUUGUGUUCGAUCCAUGGAACCCUAAGAGGAAGCCAAUCCCGACAUGGAAGCACCUCUACGGUGAUGACUACUACAUCUGCAGAUUUCAGGAAUACGGGGCGAUAGAAGCGGAAUUUGCGAAGAUGGGAACUGAAAGAGCGCUAAUGGAGUUCCUGACGUAUAGGAAUCCAAGCCCUCUUCGUCUACCUAAAGGAAAAGGCUACAGUGUUCAUCUUUCACGCCCUUCUUGGCUAAGCGAUUACGAUCUUCAAUACUAUGUUUCCAAGUACGAGAAGAAAGGAUUCACAGGGCCAUUAAACUACUACCGGAACAUGGAUCGAACAUGGGAGCUGAUGGCGCCAUUGUCGAAGGCAGAGGUGAAAGUGCCGGUGAAGUUCAUAAUAGGAGACCAGGACUUGACCUAUCACCUUCACGGAGUGAAGGACUACAUCCAUGGCGGCAGGUUCAAGGCCAAUGUCCCCCUGUUGGAUCAAGUUGUUGUCUUGGAAGGUGUUGGACAUUUCCUCCACGAAGAGAGACCCGACGACAUAAGCAAACACAUUCACGAUUAUUUUCUCACUUUCUGAUUUUAGUUUUUCUUUUAUAUCAUCAAAAAUAAAAA
This is a messenger RNA of Tarenaya hassleriana, 1162 nucleotides long. Its product is annotated as bifunctional epoxide hydrolase 2. Gene Ontology annotation, molecular function: hydrolase activity. NCBI's taxonomy places the organism in Eukaryota, Viridiplantae, Streptophyta, Magnoliopsida, Brassicales, Cleomaceae. The record is from RefSeq and is a predicted model, not a curated record. The transcript is spliced from 3 exons. Bases 132 to 1127 code for a protein of 331 amino acids.